GAAAAAUAAAUCAGAUAUUAGCCAGCACAAGAAUCAAGAUCAACAAGUCAAUACGACCCAGAGUUAGAGAUAGAGAGAGAGCUCCAGUGACGCACUGACGCAGAGUGUUGUGUGAGAGUGAAGAAACUAUGCCUCGGAGCAGGUUUUCGGGUUCUGUGACCACUCCAAAGGUGGACGUGGCGAUCGACAUGGGCAACCCCUUCCUCAACCUCACCGUCGAUGGGUUCUUGAAGAUCGGCACCGUCGCAGCUACCAGAGCAGCUGCAGAGGAUGCAUAUCACGCCGUGAAAAAAGGGAGUAUUUCAAGUCACAAUUUUGAGCACACGCUGAAGAAGAUGUGUAAAGAAGGCGCGUAUUGGGGAACCGUGGCUGGAGUUUACGUGGGAAUUGAGUAUGGAGUAGAGAGGGUUCGUGGCACCACAGACUGGAAGAAUGCCAUGAUUGGCGGUGCGGUGACAGGUGCUCUGGUAUCUGCAGCCAGCAACAAUAACAAAGACAAAAUUGUGGUGGAUGCCAUUACGGGUGGUGCAAUCGCAACGGCUGCGGAGUUCCUCAACUAUCUCACCUGAACUGAUGUUUCUAAAAUUCUCCUCGUCUCUCUGCUCCUUCUGAGGAGGAAGAAUUGUUUGGUUCUGUUUCUCUUGUUAUUUUUCUUGUGAAUUUGUAAGUUUGUAAUAGAAACGAACUGAAUGCUAGUAGUCAAUCGAGGUGUUUUUUUCAUUCCUUUCCUAGCCAAAUAAAUAAAACUGUGUUCUUUUUACCCUUAUAUAA
This is a messenger RNA of Alnus glutinosa, 771 nucleotides long. Its product is annotated as outer envelope pore protein 16, chloroplastic. The record is from RefSeq and is a predicted model, not a curated record. NCBI's taxonomy places the organism in Eukaryota, Viridiplantae, Streptophyta, Magnoliopsida, Fagales, Betulaceae. Gene Ontology annotation, cellular component: chloroplast outer membrane. Gene Ontology annotation, molecular function: amino acid transmembrane transporter activity. The coding region runs from base 129 to 569 and encodes 146 amino acids. Gene Ontology annotation, biological process: protein import into chloroplast stroma. The transcript is spliced from 6 exons.